Messenger RNA from Peronospora matthiolae, 3159 nucleotides. NCBI's taxonomy places the organism in Eukaryota, Oomycota, Peronosporomycetes, Peronosporales, Peronosporaceae. The record is from the annotation of a GenBank genome assembly.
AUGAAAGACGCGACUGAACCGCGUCGCUUCGAGCUCGAGCCGCCCGAGCGCGUCUUGCAGCACUUUGACGUGACCGAAGCCAAGGGACUGAGCGCCGCUGCCGUGGUCAAGCAGCGAGCUAUCCACGGCUUCAACGAGCUCGCGAAGGAAGAGCACACGCCGCUCUGGAAGCUCGUGCUCGAGCAAUUUGACGACGCGCUCGUGAAGAUCUUACUGGGCGCGGCCGUCGUGUCGUUUGCCCUGGCUGUGCUCGAGCACGACAGCAGCCGCGACAGUGACGAGGGCAUUGGCGCGUUUGUCGAGCCCUUGGUGAUUGUCGUGAUCCUCGUACUUAACGCGAUCGUCGGUGUCUGGCAAGAAUCCAAUGCUGAAGCUGCGCUCGAAGCGCUCAAGGACCUGCAGCCGGAGAACGCGCGUGUGAUGCGCGACGGGGAAAUGGUGACGCUCCCGGCUCGCGAACUUGUGCCGGGCGACGUGGUGGAGAUCCGCGUGGGCGACAAAGUCCCGGCGGAUUUGCGGCUGUUGUCGAUGAAGACGACGGCUAUUCGGGUCGAGCAGGCGCAGAUGACGGGCGAGUCAACGUCCGUGAACAAGGGCAUUGACGCCUUGCCAAGUGACACGGAGAACAUUAUUCAAGCCAAGACCAAUAUGCUGUUUGCAGCGACGGUCGUGGUGAAUGGACUGGGCACGGGUGUUGUGACCCAAGUGGGUAUGACGACGGAGAUUGGCAAGAUCCAGCAGUCGGUGCAAGAAGCGUCGAAGGACGACGAAGGCACGCCGCUGUCGAAGAAACUGGACGAGUUUGGCGAGCUCUUGUCUAAGGUGAUUGCCAUCAUUUGCAUUGUCGUGUGGGCGAUCAACUACAAGAACUUUUUCGACCCGAUUUACGGCUCGGUGUUCAAGGGCUGCAUUUACUACUUCAAAAUUGCAGUCGCACUUGCCGUGGCGGCGAUUCCGGAAGGGCUGCCGGCGGUCAUUACGACUUGUCUUGCCCUCGGGACGCGCAAGAUGGCCAAGAAGAAUGCAAUUGUUAGGAAACUGCCGUCGGUCGAGACGUUGGGCUGUACGACGGUCAUUUGUUCGGACAAGACGGGCACGCUGACGACUAAUGAGAUGUCGUGUGUGACGUUCUCUCACCUUGGCAAGUCGGACACGGAGCUCGUGACGUACGACGUUGAGGGACACACGUAUGCUCCAGUUGGCAAGAUCGAGGGACCGUCGUUGGAUCAGUUUAACGCGUUGACUUCGUUGGUGAUGGUGUGCUCGUUGUGCAAUGAAUCGGCCAUUGAGUACAACGAUGGCAAGUACGUGCGUGUCGGAGAGCCCACUGAAGCUGCGCUCAAGGUUCUUGUCGAGAAGAUUGGAUUUCCCCAUGAUGACGUGAAACAGGCCGAGAUGCAGUCACUGCGUGCUUCUGCUCCUGAAAAGGCCGCUCAGUUUUGCAAUGAGUAUGUGGAGCAGCAGAACAAGAAGUUGGCUGUGCUUGAGUUCUCGCGUGACCGCAAGUCGAUGUCCGUGCUGUGCACAAAAUCCGGUGUGUUGGUGCACCGUGCGACUCGCUCGUCGGCGUCGAACCAGAACAUGUUGCUUGUGAAGGGCGCCCCAGAGGGCCUCAUUGACCGCUGUACCCACGUCGAGCUAGGAGACGGGAGUGUAAAACCCUUGACCGACGCUGGUCGCCAGGUGCUACUAACAAUGGUGUCGAGUCUUGCUCGCAAGUCGCUUCGUUGUCUUGCACUGGCGAAGAAAGAUGAUCUUGGUGAGUUGGGUGCGUACGAUGGCGACCGUCAUCACCCUGCACACAAGUUGCUGGAGAAGACCGAAAACUUUGCUGCCAUCGAGUCAGGUUUGACUUUUGUUGGUCUCGUCAGCAUGCUGGACCCUCCGCGUCCGGAGGUGAGACCUAUGAUUGAGAUCUGUCAGACGGCGGGCAUUCGCGUUAUCUGCAUCACGGGUGACAAUAAGCUGACUGCAGAGAGUAUUUGCUACAAGAUCGGUGUUCUUAAGGAAGGCGACGACCUGUCCACGCGAUCGUUUACGGGUGCUGAGUUUUUCUCGCUUCCGAUCGAAAGGCGUAAUGAGUUCUUGUCUAGUGGCUGUGGUAUGGUGUUUUCCCGCACGGAGCCGAAGCACAAGCAGCAGCUUGUUAAGAUGUUGAAGCAGUUGGGAGAAGUUACUGCUAUGACCGGUGACGGUGUUAAUGACGCACCUGCGUUGAAGCAGGCCGACAUUGGUAUUGCUAUGGGCAUCACGGGCACGGAGGUUGCAAAGGAGGCUUCGGACAUGGUACUUGCAGACGACAACUUUGCUACGAUUGUUGCUGCUGUGGAAGAAGGCCGCGCAAUUUAUAACAACAUGCAGGCGUUCAUCCGCUACUUGAUCUCGUCGAACAUCGGUGAGGUGGCUGCGAUCUUUUUAACGGCUGCUCUCGGGCUCCCAGAAGGGCUCAUCCCGGUCCAAUUGUUAUGGGUGAACCUCGUGACCGACGGCCCUCCGGCCACGGCUCUGGGCUUCAACCCGCCAGACGCUGACAUUAUGAAGAAACCGCCUCGCCGCACUGACGAUGCUUUGAUUACUGGCUGGGUCUUUUUCCGGUACAUGGUGGUUGGCAUUUACGUGGGUUUUGCUUGCGUUGGCAUUUUCGCGUACUGGUACAUGUAUUACGAAGCUUCCGGUGAUGGCCAUACCCUGAUCACGUAUGAUCAGUUGACCCAUUGGACGAAGUGCCACGAGUGGGAGAAUUUCACAGUCAACAACUUUGACGGCAUGGACUUCUCGUCGGACCCUUGCCGUUACUUCACGGACGGCAAAAAGACAGCGUCGACGCUUUCGCUCUCCGUGCUGGUGGCUAUCGAGAUGUUCAACGCUCUCAAUGCGCUUUCUGAAGACGGCAGUCUGAUUACGAUGCCGCCGUGGUCGAACCCGUACCUCAUGAUUGCGAUGGUGAUAUCGUUUGCCAUGCACUUUGUCAUUCUGUACGUGGACGUGCUGGCCAACACGUUCAGCGUGAUCCCACUCGACCGUAACGAGUGGUUGAUGGUGUUGGCUUUCUCGCUGCCAGUGAUUCUGAUCGACGAGGUGCUCAAGCUCAUGGGUCGUCGCAUGCAUGCACGCGAGCUCAAGCAGCGCCUGGACGAUUGGGCGAAGAAAAACCAGUAG